Messenger RNA from Vombatus ursinus (common wombat), 989 nucleotides. RefSeq names its product collagen alpha-1(I) chain-like. The record is from RefSeq and is a predicted model, not a curated record. Lineage: Eukaryota; Metazoa; Chordata; Mammalia; Diprotodontia; Vombatidae. The coding region runs from base 1 to 969 and encodes 322 amino acids. The transcript is spliced from 4 exons.
AUGAGACUCAGCGAAGCCGGUCCACCACCCGCGGCCCAGCCGCCUCCAGAGCCACGGCCGCGCGACGCCACCUACCACGGUCCGGCCGAGAUGGGCCAACUGGGAAGGAGCCCGGCCGGCGGAGCAGCCAAUCAAAGGGGGGGGUUGGCCGACGGCGCGGGGGUGAAAGGGCGGGCUGGAAGGGUUCGCGAACCCGCUCCGCCCCCGCACGCCAACAACCUCGCCUGCGUACCGCUAGAGGCUUGUGGGAAGGGUAGUUCUCCCGAGGUUGCCGCAUGGGAUUCUGGGAAGUGUAGUCUUCGUCCCUUUGGCUGGGCCGAGCAGAGGGCGAGGAUCCGCAGCCUCCGAGCCCCCGGCGCCCUUGAACCUAAACUACAACUCCCAGCAGACGACGAGGCGGGGCUUGAGGACCGAGAAUAUGGCGGCGACGGUUGUAGCUGCGUUGAAGGGCCCGGGGCUGAGGGGUGCCGCGGGGCGCGGGGGGUUUCUCCAGGGAGCCGCGGCUCGCAGGGCCCCGCUGCGGCACUACGCUGGCCCGCUGCCGUCCAAGCCCGAGCCCGGGCCCUGGCCCCCGGGGCUGGAGUACAUCCCCAAGAAGAAGGCCAAGAACCCCAUGAAGCCGGUGGGGCUGGCGUGGGCCAUCGGCUUUCCUUGCGGGAUCCUCCUCUUCCUGCUCACCAAGCGAGAAGUGGACAAGAAUCGCCUGCAGCAGAUGAAGGCCCUGCAGAACAUGCGGACGGCCAACAGCGGCCAGUACGAGAGGCAGAGGUUCAAGGCCUCGGCCCCAGAGACCCUCACUCCGCCGGCCGGGGCUGGGGUGCAGUCCUGAGGCCGGAGCCCCUCACCCCACCGUGUAUGGACUACGGACUGAUGGACGUGUGGUUCUCUCGGGCUCCACCAGGGGGCAUCAGGUACCCAGGUUCCCCGGGCCAGGCCAUGCCCUCCCCGAGGUGUGAGUCAGGCCAAUAAAGUCAUUAUUUCCCAGAAAA